This is a messenger RNA of Hordeum vulgare subsp. vulgare (domesticated barley), 597 nucleotides long. RefSeq names its product F-box protein At1g67340-like. The record is from RefSeq and is a predicted model, not a curated record. Lineage: Eukaryota; Viridiplantae; Streptophyta; Magnoliopsida; Poales; Poaceae. Gene Ontology annotation, molecular function: protein binding. The transcript is spliced from 4 exons. Bases 1 to 597 code for a protein of 198 amino acids.
AUGGCCAUGCUGCACAUGCGCGCGCCGGAAGCGCCAGGCCGGGGGCCCGACUAUUUGGAUGGCAUCCCUGACGACCUCGUGCUGUCAAUCUUCUCCAAGCUUGCCGCGUCCGGGACCUCCCCGUCCGACCUGCUCUCCGUCUACCUAACGUGCAAGCGGCUCAACGGCCUUGGGCAGCAGGAUAUGGUGUUCGCCAAGGCCUCGCCGGCGUCGCUCGCGGCCUGGUCGGAGCCCGUGCAGCGGUUUCUGAAGCGCUGCGCCGACGCCGGCAACCUCGAGGCCUGCUACAUUCUCGGCAUGAUCCGUUUCUAUUGCCUUGGCAGCCGGAGCGGCGGCCCGGCCCUGCUCGCGAAGGCGGCAGUCGGCGGGCACCCGGCCGCGCUCUACUCGCUCGCUGUAAUCCAGUUCAACGGGAGCGGGGGUGCCAAGUCUGACCGCGACCUGCGCGCCGGUGCUUCCUUGUGGCCGCUGGCUUCGGGCUUUGGGAGGCUUGAGGCUUCUCGUCCGUUCGUGGUAUGGCGAGGCAGAAUUGACUGGCUGAUGGCGAGGCAGAGGCAGAGGCAGAGGACCCCCGGUGGCUGGACUUUGAAGCCGUGA